Exaiptasia diaphana is the source of this 5501-nucleotide messenger RNA. RefSeq lists its product as uncharacterized. NCBI's taxonomy places the organism in Eukaryota, Metazoa, Cnidaria, Anthozoa, Actiniaria, Aiptasiidae. The record is from RefSeq and is a predicted model, not a curated record. The transcript has 2 exons. The coding region runs from base 73 to 3951 and encodes 1292 amino acids.
AGUAGUAAAGCUCUGGGGUCAAGCGUUGAUUGGAAAAUCACAAGCUAUUUUCUGCAAUACAUGUAAUCUACUAUGGUACGUUGCGGUGUGGUGGACUGGCAUUUUCUGAGUUUGCUGAUAAUUUUGUUUUCAGGUCACAAGUCCAUACAAGCACGAUACAUUAAGACUGCGUCAUUGUCUGGACGAGACCAUCCUACAUGUGGGACAACCUGGAAAAAAGCCUGUGCCACCCUCCCUGGGGCUCUGCAAGUUGCUGAAAAUCACGAUGUUAUUGAGCUGGAUGGAACAGGGACCUCUCUGCACCCUUAUGACUGCAAAUUACAGCCGUUAGAAAUCUCCAUAAAUGUCAACAUAACAUCAAGCAAUACAAGCCGUGCGAACAUCUCUUGUCCAAUGAUAAACAUCAAGUCUUCUCAUCCAACUACUUCAAAUAUAACAGUCAAUUUUACAAGGCUUACUCUGACGAACACUCCUAUUGUCAUAAACGAUUCCAGUAUCGUCUUACAAGAUGUAAUUGUAACGAAGACUUCUCGCUAUGCUAUAAGAGGACGUUACGAUUUGCUCGACGUAACUCCUUACGUGACCUUACUGAAAUCUACUUUUGAGGACAACGAAGGGAAGAUGUUGAGCUUUGACUUUGGUGGAUCGCCUGGGAUUUCUAGAGGGGAUGCUUUCAUCAUAAAAGACACAACAUUCAAAAAGAAUAAGGCAGAAAACACAAGCCUUUUAGAAAUCAGUUUGUCGGGCCUUAACGUAUAUAGUGACCUAAAAGUUUGUUUCACCAAUUUCACGAUGGACAGCAACGUCGCAUUUAGAGGAGUUUAUGUUUUCAGUGAAGUCACAAAUAUGACAACCAGAGUAAGCAUUUUAGAUUCACAAUCAAAAAACAAUUAUUGGCAGUGGUCUGGCAUUCAAGUGCACUCAAAUAACUCACUGUAUUCUGAUGUGGAAAUUUCAAGAUCUACGUUUCUAAGCAACGAAGGUCUAGACAUUGGUUCAGGACCAGGAUCAUGCAUAUAUAUCGAUGUAGAAGAUGGGCCAGGCUCUGUGGUACUCAGAGAUUUAAGAUUUGAAGAGAACAAAGGUAAAAAGAUCGGAAAGCCAGUUGCAGUGCAGAAAUACGGUUGCGUUCACAUUGAAUUUGACGGAGACAGUAAUGCAAAAGUCAUCAAUCUCACUUCAACAAACGGUGAGACUUCAGCGAUUCUAUUUCGCAUUGAGCAAAAAAACAACACUCUGGAAGUCAUCAAUUCUACAUUCAUGGGCCUAGAGGCGGCAUUUGGAGCAGGUGUGUUAAUGGAAUCGUGGACGUGCAAAGUGAGAGAAGGAACAUAUAAUUGUUUCUAUGAUACGUCAGUAGACCACGAGGUAGUUGCUAGGUUUGUGAACUGUAAUUUCUUUAACAAUAGGGCUACAAACAAAGGGGGGGCAGCUUGCAUUGCACCUGACAAAACCUUUCGAGGGAAUUUAAGUUUCAUCAAUUGUAAUUUCCGUGAUAAUUUUGCUUUAGAUGAGGGAGGGCAUGUAUAUGUGGGGGGUGGUAUGGUGGAAACAGUUUUUCAGAACACAUUAUUUCACCAAACUAAGAUGCCAAAAAGGAAUGAAGGCACAAACAUGUUGUCUUCCAUCAACAGCGGCAAAGUCACAAUGGUGGAUAGCUCCAUUGAUUCUGACACAAGAGGCAGUCUGCAGUCUCUUGUGAAAAUCCAUGCUUUCUAUGUGAAAGGCGCCAUGAGAAUCACAUGUCCCACAGGUACUUGGGUUGACUUCCAGAACUUAUCAUUCCCAACGCUGUUGCCCAAAUCAGGAGAAAGUCGUCAAACCAUCGUGUACAUCUGGAAUUGUAAAUCUUGUGGAAUUGGACUCUACAGCCCAUUGCGAGGUUCCUGGCCAAACACCAAAAGGACUCGAAUUUGUUCCAAAACAUGCCCCCAUGGUGCAUACUGCGGUGAAAACGAAAAUAUCGUUGCCAAGGAACACUGGUGGUGUUACAAUACCUUAACAAAUGAUAAAGUCAGUUGUUCUCACUGUCUCACAGGGAGAUGCUGCUCAAUGCCAAAAGGACAAGAGUUACCGAGUCCUAAGAAAUAUAACCAUUGCUGUGGCAACAGAACAGGAGUGCUAUGUGGACGGUGCAAAGAUGGUUUUGUGGAAACAUUGUUUGGAAGUCAGUGCGUGCCAUACGAUGAGGCGCAUGAUUCCAUAUACUAUAGCAUUAUUGGUCUUUUUUCACUUUUUUUCUUUUCUUACAUUAUCUAUUCCCGAGGCAAAACUGGCGAUUCUAAUCGCUGUAGUUGUCGCAAUUGCUGUCAUAGCAUUUGCAAAUUCUGUCAGGAAUCUGGAGAUUCUAAUAGUUGUAGUUGUUGCAGUUCAUGCUGUAGGUUUUCAGACAAGUGUUGUGAUUUCUUCAACGCUGUUAAAUCUGCUCGUGCUCGUUUAUCAGAUCUUUUUGCUGAGCAUAAUGGCAUUCGAUACAUCUUGUGCAUUGUGUUUGGAUAUCAAUCCUUAGGCUUAAUAAUUGAAGAAUCGCCAGAAAACAUACUUACACAGCCGGCAAGGCAUGUCAAAUGGCAAGCCAAAUCCUUUAGUGGUUCCCCUCCAGUAUUCCUUGGUGUUCAACUUUGGCAAAAGGUAUACUACCCUCUCAUUUCCUUUGCCUUUUGUCUCGCGUAUACUCUUAUUUAUCUUUUUUACAAAAACCUUUCAAAAUAUUUCAAGUGUUGUAAGUCAGAUGUUGAUGAUGAAGGGCAUCAAAAUCAGCCGAAAGAUUUAACGUCUGAGCCAACAGCAUCAGGAUCAGAGAAAGCAUUAUCCCUACCAUUAGGUCCACUGAAAGACCAACAUGAAGAACAACAAAACCAGCUGACAAAUUUAUCGGAAGAGCCGACAACGUCACCAAAACAAACACUAAGCCAAAGAAAUUACUUCAUAUUUACUUUGAUUGAAGGACUUGAUAUUUUGAAAGAUACAUCACCAUAUCUUUUUCUCCCUCUGACACAUAUGGUAUUCACUUUGUCCCUUCGCCAGAAGAUUAAAGACCGGUGCCACAACCAGUUUGCGCCUGAAGACCCGGUACUGGAUAAAGAACAACGAAGCAUGACAUAUUGCUUCCUUGAUUCCAAUGGGUUGCCACUCAUGUUACUCUUAACUUUACUCUCUUUCCUUUUCGUCAUUGAUAUCUUUUUCUUUGUCCGAAAAAGGAGGAGAAAUAUAAAGAAAGAAAGCGACAAAGCGGCUUUUUCAGACUACUUGGAAAGUGCCAGGUUUCAUCGUUGCUUCUUGCGUUAUGUCGUCAAAGCCCUGUUAGCAUUGAUUGCAGUUUGGGUAGUAGAACCAGAUGUCAAGCAAGCAUCAAUCGUGAUUAUUCUUUUGGCAUUUCUUGUUCGUCUCCAGUUUGAUCCUCAUGGCUUGUCUCCAAAACAUUCAGACGCACCUGGAAAAGAAGACUUACCAAACAAGGCUGUAAACACGCCAGGGAAAAAAGAAACACCACACAAGUCUGUAAACACGCCAGGAAAUGAAGACACAUCGAUUAAGGCCGCAAACACGCCAGGAAAAGAUGCCAAAGCAGACAAAGCGAACUCACCAAACAAGGAAGAAACACCUGGGAAAGCAGACACUUUUGAGUUGAUUGUCAUUGUUUUUUUAAUCUUUGUUUCCGCUUUAACCAUAGGAACUCAUAACUGCAUCAGCCAAAAUGUCAACCUCGAUCGUGGUGGCUAUUUUUCCAUGUUACUUGAAAGCGAAUGGUCCUUGGCCUGCAUUUUUGGCAAAACUCGCUUCUUAGUCUUGUUCGUUCUUUUUUGGGGUUCUCUUCUUGUUUUUGUGCCAGGUGUCCUGUAUUUGUGUUUUAUGUUUGUGCAUGUUGUGUCAUUUCCAGUUGUUUACGUUUUCCAUAUAAUUAAGGAGCGUCGUUCUCGUCCUUCGGCUCACGAGGAUCCUGAAUCCUGAACUAUGGAAGAUAAGAAGAUAUGAAGUCAUAUUCAUGUUCAACGGCCAGGAAAACCUGGAAAAGCGUGCACUCUAUCAACUGUUUGUAGUAUACGACUUGAAUCGCGCAGUGUAAAUGCCCCUACGACUUGUCUACAACAGUCGUACGCAACCUACGACUUGUAGUAGGAUUUUGAACCACUGCUUAAAAUCCUACGACUUGAAGUAGGAAAAUCUUAUAGUACAAGUCUCGCCCCAUGUAAGAGAAUCCAGAGAACUAGAGGAUUCCGGAUUCCAAGCGCUGGAUUCCGGAUUACAAAGAAUUUUUGUUUUGGAUUCUGUAUAAUGAAUGGAGUGAUUUCCAGUGUCUUUUUUUCCUAAAAAAAUUAUAUUCAGCGUCAGUAGCCUGCGCAGGGCGCCGGCAACGCAAGGUAGCGCGUCACUAAUUUGCACUGUCUCCAAUUGUCGCACGUUGACAAACAAACUACGUAUAUUAAGUACAAUAAAGUACAGCAUAUCAGUUGGAUGUACGUUCUCACCUCUAGACAGCUAGAUUUUCACUGAUAAAAGCAAUCUUUCUAACUAUCCAGAUUCUGGAUUCCAAAUAGUUGGAUUCCGGAUUCCAGGUCAGGGAUUCCGGAUUCCAAAUCUGUAUUUUUACUGGAUUCCGGAUUCCGGAUUCUCUUACAAUGGGCGACAAGUCGCGCGCGACAAAUCGUACCGUGUAAAUCAGCCUUCAGAAAUCGUUGUUAUCGUGAUGGGAUCUUAAAAAUCUAUAUUUGAAGAAGGAACUGAAGUUUUUUUUUUCAUACAUGCCUUCUUUCUAUUGUUCCUCAGCUCAAUAGAUGAGUUUUCGCGAUCUAAUUUACGCUGCGUUAGCGGCUCAGUUGUGUGCAAAGAGAGAUUUUUAAAUYUAAAACUCGUAAAAUUUCAAACUAUUUCCAUUAUCUUCUAUAAUCAAGAAUAUCUUGCAUUUGCAAGAGGAUGUUAGUGAAUAAAGAAUUUAUUACAUGGUUUUGAGGCUAACAAAGCGUAAAAGAGAUCACUAAAAAGGUUUAUUCUCGUUUCGCGGAGUGGAAUUAAAACUGUAAUAUCAACAAUGACAUAUGUGAUAUUCAUAGCGACAUUUUACUAGAAUUCAGUUCCAGAGUGGCUCUCAAGUAUGUACCACUGCAUGUAAGUGAGAUAUAUAAACAGAUAGAUACAUAAACAGAUGUUGAGGAUACAUAAUAGUCAAUUACAAGCCCCCCAAAACCCCGGGGAAUACCGGGGAAUUAACAUGUUAACAAUGUCAAAGUAUUUUCAUUUUCCGGUCCUCAGAGGCCAAGAAAGGAGGUCCUUGAAACGGAAUAAAUCCUUUGAUUUAGACAUUAAUUACUCCGCCUUACCGUUCAUUAUGAUGUUAUAACAGUGUUAAAUCCCCGGGGUAUAAUGUGUUAAUUCCCCGGUACUCCCCGGGAUUUGUUAGUUUGGGUAAAUAAUUCAAAUAAUUAGAAAUAGCUUUGUGCAAUUGGAAUUGUACUGUAAAUAUUUGAUCAUGCAUGUAAUCAAUAAAGGAGUCUGCAAAUUUA